AUGCACGUGCGCACCACGCGUGCGCGCUCAGCGCGUGAAGCGACGGGUGUGCAAGUUCUGUGCGCGCAGAGCGGAGGAGCCAUGCGCAAGCGGAGACGGGGCAGCAGCCACGGCGAGCUGUUGUGUCUGCCCGCAGACAUUGGCCCGGAGGCAGGAGCAGGGGCAGGAAUGGUGGCAAGGACACAAGGGUCUAUGGCAGGGAGAGAGGGUGGCAUGGCAGGUGGGGAGGUUGUCGGGGCAGGUGGGGAGGUUGUCGGGGCAGGUGGGGAGGUUGUCGGGGCAGGUGGGGAGGUUGUCGGGGCAGGUGGGGAGGUUGUCGGAGCAGGUGGGGAGGUUGUCGGGGCAGGUGGGGAGGUUGUCGGGGCAGGUGGGGAGGUUGUCGGGGCAGGUGGGGAGGUUGUCGGGGCAGGUGGGGAGGUUGUCGGGGCAGGUGGGGAGGUUGUCGGGGCAGGUGGGGAGGUUGUCGGGGCAGGUGGGGAGGUUGUCGGGGCAGGUGGGGAGGUUGUCGGGGCAGAGCUCCCAAGCCACCACAUGAAGCCGCGCAACGGGCCGCUGAUACCCCUGUCGCAGCCGGGACAGCCAGGGCAGCGCAUGAGAGACCGCGAGGUGGACUGCCAGUACCGCACGGAAGGGCAGGGACAGGACCUGCACCGCUGUGCCAUGGGGUAUGCGGGGUGGGCGAACGUGACAGGUGGGAAGGGCAAGGUGGUUUACUGGGUGUCUUCCUCCAUGGAUCACCCCACGCGCCCCUUGCCUGGGUCGCUGCGCUGGGCGCUGUUCAAACAUAGAGGAGGAGCCAUCAUUCGGUUUUCCCGCAGCAUGGUGGUGAAUCUGACUGAACGGCUGUUCGUGCGCUCUGAUACGACUAUUGAUGGGCGGGGGGCGACGGUGAAGAUUAAUGGUCCCAUGGCGGUGUAUGGGGCGACGAAUGUGAUUAUACACAACCUGGCGAUAGGGAACGCCAAGGGGAAUACGGAUGCGCUGCAUAUACGGAAAAGCUCGCGCGUGUGGGUGGACCACUGUAGAGUGACCAAUGCGUAUCGCGGCACGAUUGAUGUUGUGAAGGGGUCGACAAACGUGACUAUAUCGAACUGCUUCAUCCGCAACUUUGGCUUCACCAUGCUGCUGGGCGCAGCAGACGCAGACACCAUUGACAAGCAGAUGAGAGUAACAGUCUACCGCAACUGGUUCUUCGGGUCAGGCCAGAGGCAGCCGCACGGGCGCUGGGGCCAGAUACACGUGGCCAACAACCUCUACACCAACUGGACCUACUACUGCCUCGGAGGCCGCGUGCAUGCCAACAUCCGGUCAGACAGAAACAUUUUUGUCGCGGGCAAAGGGCGCAAGGAGGUGACGCCGUGGUUUGGGCCGCAGAGCCCGUCGGUUCCUGGGUUUGACAACACGCCCACCAUCCGUUCGUUCAACGACUCGUUGCGCAACGGUGCCACCUUCCAUGUCUUCCCAGGAACCCCGCCCAAGCCGACCUUUGUGCCACCGUACAAGCUGCCCUUGCACUCGGCAGAUGACAUUCUGGGGGCGUUUGUGGCAAGGAAUGCCGGGCCUCGUGUGGGCACCGCGCCUCUCCUGCCCUGCACCGCCAACACCUGCUGGAGCUGCUGCUGA
Molecule: messenger RNA, 1623 nt
Organism: Closterium sp. NIES-65
Lineage: Eukaryota; Viridiplantae; Streptophyta; Zygnematophyceae; Desmidiales; Closteriaceae
Source: the annotation of a GenBank genome assembly